AAGAAGAAGAAUUGACAGAUUACAGGCUAGAUUUGUGAUUAUUUUACAAAUGUGUUUGGGAAAAACUAUAUUAGGAGUAGUAUAUAUUCCAUUUUAGAGUUAAAUUUUGUUUGUAUAAUGAAGUGCUACUAUGAAGUUUUAAAUAUAACUCAAAACGCCGAUGAAUCAGAAAUAAAAUCAGCGUACAGAAAACUGGCACUAAAAUGGCAUCCCGAUAAAAAUUUAGAGAAUCCCGAUCAAGCAAAGAAUCAAUUUCAAAUAGUUCAACAAGCAUAUGAUGUAUUGAGUGAUAGACAAGAGAGAGCUUGGUAUGAUAACCAUCGCGAACAAAUAUUGCGAGGCAGUAAUUCAGAUUUCGAAGAUAAAAGCCUAAAUGUCUUCCAAUAUUUCACAACAUCGUGUUUUCAAGGAUACGAAGACGAUGAAAACGGAUUCUACACCGUAUAUAGGAACGUAUUUCAAAAAAUUGCCGAAGAAGACAUCGAAUUUAUGGAAGAUAAAGAUGAAUUUAUCGAAAUUCCCGGUUUUGGUGAUUCCAAAAGUGAUUUUAAACACGUAUCUGAAUUUUACGCGUUUUGGAUUAGUUAUUCCACGAAAAAAUCAUUCGUUUGGCUUGAUCCUUACGACGUUAAAAACAUAAGAGAUAGAAAAUAUUUGAAAUUAAUUGAAAAAGAAAAUAAAAAGGUGAGAAUGAAGGCUCGUAAAGAAAGAAAUGAAGAAGUAAGGAAUUUGGUAGCGUUUGUAAAAAAGAGAGAUAAAAGAAUACAGGCACAGAAGAAAAUACAAGAACAGAAGAUAUUAGAGGAUAAAAAGAGAAGGGAAACAUUGAGUAAGCAAAAGAAAAUAGAGAGACAGCAAGAAUUAGAUAAGGCGAGAUUAUCAUGUCAAGCACAAUGGAGUAAAUUCGAAAACGUCGAGUCUGAAUUAGAACAAAUUGAAUCUCAGCUAGUGGAACAAUUUGGAGACUUGUGUUCAGAUGAUGAUGAAGAUUUAGAUAAUUUAUACUGUAUUGCUUGUUCGAAAUUAUUUAAAACCCCCAAAGCCUUUGAAAACCACGAAAGUAGCAAAAAACAUAAAGAAAAUAUGGAGUUUUUGAAAAGUAGUAUGUUAGAAGAAGAAAUUUCCCAAAAUAUAAGUGAAAAUAGACAAAUUAGUAGUGCAGAAAGUGAUACAGAAUGUGAAGAAAUAGAAGAUACGAAUAAAAAUAAGAAGAAAAAGAAGAAAUCCAAAGUUAUUGUCAUUGACGAAGAUGACGAACUUUCUAAUUAUAAUACGACGUUUCAAACAACAGAAGACACUGGAUUUGAUGAUUCAGUUAAGAAACAGAAAAAGAAGAAUAAGAAAGAUACAAAAACUAAAGUUUCUAAAGAUACAUUCGAUAAUGGCGAUAUAGAAGAAGUUAAUUCACCUGCAUCUGAGAAUUUAAAUAUGAACGGGACUAAAAAAAAGACGUGUGUACUGCUUUCCUGAUAUUUUUGUUUGUAAUCCAGUAAUUAUGGACGAUAUUAUGGAAAAUAAUGAAAAGUUUUUCACUCAUUGCUACGAACAGUCUACAAGAAAAUAUAAAAUUCGACUCUAUAGUUAUUUUGGUAAUGGAAACUGCAGUUUUCCAUUAUAAAUGAUUGAUAAUCCCACUAAUGACAUUUUUAAGUGCUGUCAUCUUGACUUUCAUUUUUACCUCAGGUAUAGAUAGCCUAAGUUUGACGUCACAGAGACGGGCGGAGCUUAUACCGACUCCAAACAAUUUCGUGGAUAAUGGUAAAUGCCCAUAAGCAAUUUUUCAUUGUGUUUUCGUGAUUUAUGUGAUAAAAAAAACUUUUCAAUUGUAUAUAUUGAGAGAUUUUUAUUAGUCUUUCUCCAGGUGAGUUAAUUUAACAUAUUAAUUCUGCUUUAAAACUUGUUAAGAUUAUGUCUAUUUUAUUUUUGCAGUACCUUUUUGUUUGUUUUAUUUGCAGAUCCCUUUGUUGUUAAGAAAAUAAUGGCUUUUAA
This is a messenger RNA of Diorhabda sublineata, 1989 nucleotides long. RefSeq names its product dnaJ homolog subfamily C member 21. The record is from RefSeq and is a predicted model, not a curated record. Gene Ontology annotation, molecular function: nucleic acid binding; zinc ion binding. NCBI's taxonomy places the organism in Eukaryota, Metazoa, Arthropoda, Insecta, Coleoptera, Chrysomelidae. Bases 118 to 1470 code for a protein of 450 amino acids. Gene Ontology annotation, cellular component: cytoplasm. The transcript has 2 exons.